Dentiscutata heterogama is the source of this 795-nucleotide messenger RNA. NCBI's taxonomy places the organism in Eukaryota, Fungi, Glomeromycota, Glomeromycetes, Diversisporales, Gigasporaceae. The record is from the annotation of a GenBank genome assembly.
AUGCCGGCAGCUAAGGGUAAAGGAGGUAAUGCUAAAAGUUCUUCGAACACUCCUUCUGUCGCCGUUCCACCAGUCAGUAUUUCGAAUCCUGAUGACACUGUUCCUGCGGUUUCAACACCUUUAUCCGACGUUCAGCAACCUCAGAGUGAUUCCCAAAAUUCACAACCAGUGGACUCACAACCAGUGGCCUCACAAUCAGUGGACUCACAAUCAGUGGACUCACAACCUCAACCCACAUCACCAACUAACUCGCAACCAGCUGCACCUGAAGCAGUUACAUCAUCUCCCCAAAAAGCAGUACAACCAUCUCAAGCUACAGAUUCUGCAAUGAUUGCAACAACACCAACAGCAUAUACUGCUUUAUUAGCCCCAACAAAUACUAUCGCUCAAUCCAUGAAUAAUAAGCUUCUCGUUAAUUCUGUAACCGCUUUACCUAGUACUUCUCCGACCUCUGAUAAUAACAAUUCCUACGAUGGUUCAUCAAAUGACUUAUCAAAUGGUCAAAAUAAUGCAUUAAUAGGAAUAGUUAUAGCCCUUGUUGUUGUCGCAGUUGUGGUAUUUUUAACAGCAAAGAAAUUUUGCUUAGGCAAAUCUAGUAGAGAUAGCUACAGGAAAAAUGCGAAUAUCUUAGAUGAUAAUAGAGAAUUUAGUGUUGAAGAUUAUCAUAAAGAAAUAGGAGCUGUAAAUUCCCACGGCGAAUUUAGAGAAUUAAAUGCUGUAAAUUCUCACAGCGAAUUAAAUGUUGUAGAUUAUCAUAAUUAUAAUCGUUAUACUAAUAGUUAUAAUGAUUAUUAA